UCUUCAAAGUUGAUAAUAAUGAGUAAUAUGUUCAUUACCAAUCCCCACGUUGGUGACCGUAGCCGUAUGGAAGACUGGAGAAGUAUGUAUUUGACAAUUAAUUGACUUACCAAGUGGUUUUGUCAUUUUUAGCCGUGUGGCAUGACUAAAUUGGACAAAACCCAUGUUUGGCAAAGAUACUAACUGAGACUUUUAGUUCGUGGUUACGACCCUUUGACUCCACCUGAUCUUUUGCAACACGAAUACCCUUUGGCGGACAAGAAUAAAGAUGUGAUUUUAAAAGGUAGAGAAGAAGCAUGCGAUAUUUUGAAUGGUAAAGACGAUCGUCUUAUUAUUGUGAUUGGACCUUGUUCCAUACAUGACCCUAAAGCUGCUUUAGAUUAUGCUAAUAGAUUAGCUAUACUUGCUGAAAAACAUAAAGGUGAGCUACACAUAGUCAUGAGGGCUUAUUUGGAGAAACCCAGAACUACUGUUGGUUGGAAAGGUUUAAUUAAUGACCCAGAAAUUGACGGUUCAUUCCAAAUUAAUAAAGGUUUGAGAAUUGCAAGAAAAUUGUUCGUUGAUUUAACUACAAAAUUGCCAAUUGCUGGUGAAAUGUUAGAUACCAUUUCUCCUCAGUUUUUGUCGGAUUUAUUCAGUGUUGGUGCCAUUGGUGCUAGAACCACUGAAUCUCAGUUACACCGUGAAUUGAGUUCCGGACUUUCUUUCCCUGUUGGUUUCAAAAAUGGUACUGACGGUACUUUGGGUGUCGCCGUCGAUGCCCUAAGAGCUGCCUCUCAUCCUCAUCAUUUCUUAUCUGUUACAAAGCCAGGAAUUGUUGCAAUUGUUGGUACUGAUGGUAAUAAGGAUUGUUUCGUCAUCUUGAGAGGUGGUAAAAAUGGUACUAAUUUCGAUGAAAAAUCAGUGAAGGAAACCAAAGCUACCUUGAUCAAGAAUAAAGUGAUGUUUGCAGAUAAGUUGGGACCAAGAAUCAUGGUUGAUUGUUCUCACGGUAAUUCUAGUAAAAAUCAUAAAAAUCAACCUUUGGUGGCUGCAGAAGUCGCUAGACAAAUCCGUAACGGUGAAGACAGUAUUUGUGGAUUAAUGAUUGAAUCUAAUAUUGAAGAGGGAAGACAAGACGUUCCUCCUGCUGAUCAAGGUGGUAAAGAUGCUUUGAAAUACGGUUGUUCAAUCACUGAUGCCUGUAUUGGUAUUGAAGAUACCGAAUCUACUUUACAAGUCUUGGCCGAUGCUAUAAAGGAAAGAAGAAACUCAAAGAAUUAAAG
This is a messenger RNA of Hyphopichia burtonii NRRL Y-1933, 1265 nucleotides long. RefSeq names its product 3-deoxy-7-phosphoheptulonate synthase (gene ARO3). The coding region runs from base 439 to 1263 and encodes 274 amino acids. Gene Ontology annotation, molecular function: 3-deoxy-7-phosphoheptulonate synthase activity. Lineage: Eukaryota; Fungi; Ascomycota; Pichiomycetes; Serinales; Debaryomycetaceae. The transcript has a single exon. Gene Ontology annotation, biological process: aromatic amino acid biosynthetic process. The record is from RefSeq and is a predicted model, not a curated record. Gene Ontology annotation, cellular component: cytoplasm.